AUGGCCCUGCGCAAGGAGCUGCUCAAGUCCAUCUGGUACGCCUUCACCGCGCUGGAUGUAGAGAAGAGUGGCAAGGUCUCCAAGUCCCAGCUCAAGGUGCUGUCCCACAACCUGUACACGGUCCUGCAUAUCCCCCAUGACCCUGUGGCCCUGGAGGAGCACUUCCGAGAUGAUGAUGAUGGCCCCGUGUCCAGCCAGGGCUACAUGCCYUACCUCAACAAGUACAUCCUGGACAAGGUGGAAGAGGGGGCUUUCGUUAAAGAGCACUUUGAUGAGCUGUGCUGGACCCUGACGGCCAAGAAGAACUAUCGAGCAGAUAGCAACGGGAACAGCUUGCUCUCCAAUCAGGAUGCCUUCCGCCUCUGGUGCCUCUUCAACUUCCUGUCUGAGGACAAGUACCCUCUGAUCAUGGUUCCUGAUGAGGUAGAAUACCUGCUGAAGAAGGUACUCAGCAGCAUGAGUUUGGAGGUGGGCUUGGGCGAGCUGGAGGAGUUGCUGGCCCAGGAGGCCCAGGCAGCCCAGACCACCGGGGGACUCAGUGUCUGGCAGUUCCUGGAGCUCUUCAACUCUGGCCGCUGCCUGCGGGGUGUGGGACGGGACACCCUCAGCAUGGCCAUCCAUGAGGUCUACCAGGAGCUCAUCCAAGAUGUCCUGAAGCAGGGCUACCUCUGGAAGCGGGGGCACCUGAGGAGGAACUGGGCAGAACGCUGGUUCCAGCUGCAGCCCAGCUGCCUCUGCUACUUUGGGAGUGAAGAGUGCAAGGAGAAAAGGGGCACCAUCCCCCUGGAUGCCCACUGCUGUGUGGAGGUGCUGCCAGACCGCGAAGGAAAGCGCUGCAUGUUCUGUGUGAAGACCGCCAGCCGCACCUAUGAGAUGAGCGCCUCAGACACGCGCCAGCGCCAGGAGUGGACAGCUGCCAUCCAGACCGCGAUCCGGCUGCAGGCGGAGGGGAAGACAUCGCUGCACAAGGACUUGAAGCAGAAGCGGCGCGAACAGCGGGAACAACGGGAGCGGCGCCGGGCGGCCAAGGAAGAGGAGCUGCUGCGGCUGCAGCAGUUGCAGGAGGAGAAGGAGCGGAAGCUGCAGGAGCUGGAACUGCUGCAGGAGGCGCAGCGACAGGCGGAGCGGCUGCUGCAGGAGGAAGAGGAGCGCCGUCGCAGCCAGCACCGGGAGCUGCAGCAGGCCCUGGAGGACCAAUUGCGGGAGGCGGAGCAGGCUCGAGCCUCCAUGCAGGCCGAGAUGGAGCUGAAGAAGGAGGAGGCUGCCCGGCAGCGGCAGCGCAUUAAGGAGCUGGAGGAGAUGCAGCAGCGGUUGCAGGAGGCUCUGCAACUGGAGGUGAAAGCUCGGCGUGAUGAGGAGGCAGUGCGCCUCGCCCAGACCAGACUGCUGGAGGAGGAGGAGGAGAAGCUGAAGCAGUUGAUGCACCUGAAGGAGGAUCAGGAGCGCUACAUCGAACGCACGCAGCAGGAGAAGCAAGAGCUGCAGCAGGAGAUGGCGCUGCAGAGCCGCUCCCUGCAGCAGGCCCAGCAGCAGCUGGAGGAGGUGCGGCAGAACCGGCAGAGAGCCGACGAGGACGUAGAGGCUGCUCAGAGGAAGUUGCGCCAGGCCAGCACCAACGUGAAACACUGGAAUGUCCAGAUGAACAGGCUCAUGCAUCCAAUUGAGCCUGGAGAUAAGCGUCCAGUCACCAGCAGCUCCUUCACAGGCUUCCAUCCCCCUCUACUUGCCCGCCGAGACUCCUCUCUAAAGCGCCUGACCCGCUGGGGAUCCCAGAGAAACAGGACCCCCUCACCCAACAGCAGUGAACCAAAGUCCCUCAAUGGUGGGGAUGAGACUCCAGUCCCGGCCUCCACCGCUCAAGAAGAUAAUCUGGAUCCCCCACCAGAAAAUUAGCCUCUCCUAGCCCCUUGUUGCUUCCAACAUCAUGUCCACCAGGACCUGGCCACAGCUGGCCUGUGGAUGACACUGGCCCCUGAAAGGAGAGGGAGCUGAGGUCCUGGUGCCAGGGACCCAGGUCCUCCAACCAGGAGACUGUCCAGGAUGRAACAUGGUUUGUCUCUUGUACCAGUCCUAAGCCCCAGACCAUGGCUGAGACUGUCUGAUGUGUUAAUAUUUGAGAACUUGGCCCUGUGCUUUAGCCCCAAGGACCAAUG
Messenger RNA from Urocitellus parryii (Arctic ground squirrel), 2153 nucleotides. It is a transcript of the gene Def6, whose product is annotated as DEF6 guanine nucleotide exchange factor. NCBI's taxonomy places the organism in Eukaryota, Metazoa, Chordata, Mammalia, Rodentia, Sciuridae. Gene Ontology annotation, cellular component: cytoplasm; nucleus. The record is from RefSeq and is a predicted model, not a curated record.